Molecule: messenger RNA, 2370 nt
Organism: Doryrhamphus excisus (bluestripe pipefish)
Lineage: Eukaryota; Metazoa; Chordata; Actinopteri; Syngnathiformes; Syngnathidae
Product: monocarboxylate transporter 7-like
Biological process (GO): transmembrane transport; monocarboxylic acid transport
Molecular function (GO): monocarboxylic acid transmembrane transporter activity
Source: RefSeq, a predicted model, not a curated record
CGUCUGCUGGAGGAGAGAACUGGCUGGAACCAGAUCUCUGGCUUUAACCCUUUACUUGCCCCGAGGGGGGUAGGGGGACGCAUGCUUGCGACAUACGCACUCAAAAGUGUGUGUUGAUGCGUGUGUGUGGGCAAAGUGACAGAUAUUGAACAUCUCUCACACACAUACACACACACAUAAACACACGCAAGGAUACGAGGGAGUUUCUUCUAUGCCGAAAGUAGCAAAAACACAGAAAUGGUGCCCUGUGGACUCAAGAGACCAAAUUUCUUGGGCCCCCUCGUAUACACAGAGGCCCCAGAUGGAGGCUGGGGAUGGGUGGUGGCCGUGGCCUUUUUCUUGGUGGAGGUCUUCACCUAUGGCACCAUUAAGAGCUUUGGCAUCUUCCUCCAAGACCUGAUGGAGGAGUUUGAGGAGACCAACAGCCGAGUGUCCUGGAUUGUUUCCAUCUGUGUUUUUGUGAUGACCGUCCACGGUCCUCUGUCCUCCAUGUUGACCAACCGAUUUGGCUUCCAACUGGUCGUAAUGGUCGGAGGUGUACUCAUUUCCUUGGGCACCAUUACUACAAGCUUCACCACCUCAGUCAAUCAAAUGUACAUCACUUAUGGUUUGUUGGCAGGUUUUGGCUACAGUUUGACCUUCCUUCCCACGGUGACGAUCCUAUCACAUUAUUUUAAACGGCGAAGGUCACUGGUCACAGCCAUAGCCUCGACUGGUGAGGCUCUGUCCAUGUUUGCUCUCGCCCCAGCCUUCUCCUUACUGAGGGACCGUAUUGGCUGGCGUCACACCAUCUUGGUCAUCGGAGCCUUACAAGGCACUAUCAUCAUUUGUGGGGCUCUGCUGCGGCCAAUCAUUAUCGAACCCCUGACAACACAAGAACCGAAACCCACACAUGGUACUGCUGACGACGUCCAACGUGAAAAUCUCAACAGCAAUCCAGAGAGUACUUUACUACAGACGGAAGCCAUGUCAGAGUUGCCAAACGGUAUCAAUAACGAAGCUGAACCCCGAAACAACGAUGUCGAGAAGACUAAAGUUGAUGAGAAACCGCCGGCAAAGAAAGUUAAACUCAUCGACUUCUCCAUCCUCAAAGAGCGCAGCUUCAUCCUCUACUCGCUCUUUGGUCUGUUUGCCACCCUGGGCUUCUUUGCCCCUCAACUCUACAUCAUCGAGCUGAGCGUGAGUCGAGGCGUUGAGCGGGAUCAUGCCACCUACAUGCUGUCCACAAUGGCCGUGGCUGAAGUCGUCGGUCGCUUUUUCAUCGGAUGGGUUCUAACACUAAAGUCGAUCCGAGACAAGAAGCUCUACGCUCUGCUGGUUUGCGUGAUUUCCAUGACGCUGGAUCUGGUGGGAUUUACUGUGGUCACAGAGUUUUACGGCCUGGCUGUUUGCUGCGCCGUGUACGGGUUCUUCAUGGGGACCCUAGCAUGUACGCAUAUUCCCAUGCUGGCAGAAGACGACGUGGUGGGCUUGGAAAGGAUGUCCUCUGCUGCUGGAGUUUACGUGUUCAUACAAAGCUUUGCAGGACUGGCUGGACCCCCACUUGGAGGUGUCUUAGUGGACGUAACUCAAAACUACGGAUCGGCCUUCUUCUCCUGUGCAGCCGGCAUGGCAGUGAGUGCUGUGUUCCUGAUCUUAGUAAAACCUCCCACUUGUGCGAAGAGGACUAGACUACAUGAAGGUACACAAGAUGAAGUGAAGGACUUAACGGAGAGCCCGGAAAUGAACGAGGCUAGUUCAGGUACACGUAAAGACAUGGAUGGAACGCCGGCGGAGGCAUAAGACAUGACCUGGAGGUCGUAAGUUUUGGAAUAUAGUUAUCUAAAGAUAGCUAUUGCAUGGAAUAGGUGGGAAAACUAUUGUUUAUGAUGCGGAUCUGUUCCCUUGGGGGUGUUUGGAUAACAAAUCAACAAUAGUGCCUUGCUUGCCUAAUGUAAUGAAAAGCGUUUAUUCCUACAGUGACAAAGAACAAUGUUCAAUUAGUUUUAAUGCAGGAAAAAAAAAAAAAAAAAAAAAAAAAAAAAAAAAGUUUUAAUGCAGGAAAACUGUAGAAAUAGCCUUAGGCUCUUAUGGAAUCAGGGUCAAUGGAGGAACAUCUCGAGUUACAGUAAAUAUCUCCUGGUUGUCCAUAACUUUACAGCCGUUAAAACUGUGAAGCCAACAUAGCUGCAAAUACAUAACAAUUGCACAGCAUCUGUAACACGAACUCUGCUGAUUGUGUUAUAGAACAUGCAAAUGCGUGAUUGAAAUGUUUAUUUUUGACCAAAAAGAUCCGUGCACUGUUGUGAAAUGUCAAAGAUGAACUAUUUUUGUAAUGAAAAAUGUGUUCAGUCACAAUAAAGAGACGGUGAUUUGAACCUUUUAAUUAGA